GUUCCAUAUUACACAUUACACCAUAGAUACUUCCAUCGACCAGUUAAAGCAGUUGGUAAUCGAACAAGCACACACUUACAGCUUCCUGUAAUCGCACGGCAUCGUGUACCGUUGUCGAGGUUUGUUUUUUUUUUCAUUCUCGCUCAGUUUUAGUUGAUUGCCUUAUCUUGAACGACAUGCGCUCCCGCUUCCCUAUCGCGCCUAUAUCCGAACAAGAUGCGUCCAAGCAGCCGUAGCUCGCAGUUCGCGUACGCUGAUCGUCGUCAACCGUUCUGUCAAACGUGAUCCGCGUGCGUGAGGGACUGAGUGCGUGCUUGCGUACGUCACGCGUGUCAAUUGUAAACGAUACUUCAGAUCGGCGAUCGCUCCGUGAAUGUAGAAAGCGCCAACACGUGCCACACGCAAUGGAACUUCAGAAGACCGACACUGAGUCGAACGGCGGGCUUUCCGAUGAGGAGUACGAACCAUUCCGGCAUCGACGCGUAAAGAAACCAAAUUCUACCAAUGGCACAAUCAUCCACAUGCUCAAAGGAUCGCUCGGGACCGGCAUCCUGGCGAUGCCUUCCGCUUUCCGCAACGGUGGGCUGGUGUUUGGUGUUAUCGGCACCACGCUCGUGGGACUAAUAUACGCGCACUGCGUCUAUUUGCUGGUAUCAACGUCACAAAAAUCCUGCAAACGGACUCGCGUACCGGUGCUUGGUUUCUCGGAAACGGCUCAAAGUGUGUUCCGGCAUGGACCAGCACCUACUCAACGAUUUGCCAAUGCCGCCAAGGCGUACAUCGAUUACUCCCUGCUAAUCGUCAGUUUCUUCUCCGUUUGCGUCUAUCUGCUUUUCAUUGCGACAACCCUGCGGGACGUGAUUAACAAUGAGCUCGGCAUCGACUGGGACACACGCAUCUACAUUCUGCUGACCGCUGUUCCGCUAAUCUUCGUUACACAGGUGCGUGACCUCCGCUAUUUGGUGCCAUUUUCUGCUCUUGCCAACACACUCAUCUUGGUCACGUUCGGUAUCACGCUGUACUACAUCUUCCGCGAACCGAUCGACCUGUCCAAUCGGGAGCUGUUUCCGGAAAUAACCGCACUGCCAUCGUUCUUUGGCACGGUUGUGUACGCGGUGGAAGGCAUUGGGGUGGUCCUCCCGGUCGAGAAUAAGAUGAAGCACCCUCAGCACUUCCUGGCCUGCCCGGGGGUAGUCAGCAUCGUGCUAAGCUUCAUCACCGUCUUGUACAACGUGACCGGAUUUUUUGGCUACGCACGUUACGGUCCCGGCACGCGUGCAUCCGUUACGCUCAACCUACCGAGCGAGGAAAAGCUCGCUGUAUCCACCCAGCUGCUGGCUGCCCUUGCAAUCCUGUUUACCCUUGGCAUCUACUAUUACGUACCGAUGGACAUCCUGUGGCGCAAGGUGAAACAUUACUUCCCCGUCGAACGGCACAACAUUGCGCAGAUUGGCAUCCGCUUCGGCAUCCUGGUAGCGAUGACCGGGCUGGCACUCGGUGUUCCGGAGCUCGAACCAUUCAUCGGGCUGGUCGGAUCGAUCUGUUCCGCAACGCUCGGGCUGCUUACACCGAUCGUACUGGAUACGGUUUUCCGUUGGUCAACUCCCGGUGCGUUCGGUGUUUUCCGGUGGCGGAUGGUAAAGAACGUAAUCCUGAUGGCGUUCGGACUGUUCAUUCUCGUCGUUGGGACGUACUUCAGCAUUAAGGAUAUCGUGGAGAUCUAUGGAUAAGGCUCAGCAAGAAAACAAAACAUGUGUUGUGAAAUAAUAAAUAUUUCAUUCAUGUACCUUUAACAAACGCAUUUAUACUUAGUCAAAAGGACCAACGAA
Molecule: messenger RNA, 1829 nt
Organism: Anopheles gambiae (African malaria mosquito)
Lineage: Eukaryota; Metazoa; Arthropoda; Insecta; Diptera; Culicidae
Product: proton-coupled amino acid transporter-like protein CG1139
Exons: 7
Coding region: 405-1730 (441 amino acids)
Biological process (GO): amino acid transmembrane transport
Cellular component (GO): vacuolar membrane
Molecular function (GO): amino acid transmembrane transporter activity
Source: RefSeq, a predicted model, not a curated record